AUGCCGGCCAUUUUCACAGCCCCUCCGCCAUCCGCGGCUGCUCCUACCUUCAACCAGAUUAAAUACCAACAACACCAUCACCACCACCACCACGACCCUCUCUCUCCCUCGCACGAUCCUACGUCUCUGCAUCAAUUACCUAAACUGCAGACCGACAAUUCUUCCUUCUCCUCGGCCGAUACCAGUCUCACCUCAUCCCCCGAAUCGCGACCCAUCGAUCUUCGAAGUCCCAUACCCGAGGAAGACGAGGAAGAUGAAACCAGCAGCGAGGCCGCUAAUGAGCCAGUAACACCUACCGACUCCCAGCAUCCUUACUCUUUUCCAGAUAGGAUGAACGGCAUGAAGCCGCCAGAACAUAUCAAUUCGUUUGAUCUGAGUCGUUCACAACCACCACCUUUAAUUUUGAAUACCACGCCCACCCCUCCAUCAUCUACACCCACCUCCGAGAACAAGCCUCCUUCCAUACGCUCGACCGACCAGCCAACCAAGACAAGUCCGCCCAAACGACCCGCAUCCUCGUCAAAGGACUCGGGGAUCAAACAAAAAAUGUCGGGCUUUUUUCGUCGCUCGCUAUCGCAUGGAGCGAACGCUCACGAUGUCGUACCCGUACCACAACUACAAAUAGAAAACAAUGCGCUAUCGGGAUCCGAUCCCAACCUGAGCAAGGAACAACGCAGACGCCUGUCUGCUAAUAAUUCACCAUAUACAACUCGGUCCAAUUCUCCCCCAUCACCCGCUUCUCCAGGAGACACAUCCAACAUGAAGUCGCAACCACAAGCUCAACUCCAAGUAUGCGAACCUACGAAAGAUGACUUCUUCCAGAAUCGAAAAAAGAAUCGUGCUUCGACCGGACUAGGACACGGGAUUCGGGACAGGUUUUCAAGGAAGAGCUCACAUAACGACAAGGCAACCGAGCAUGAGCAACGAGAUCGAGCGACCAGCGUGGACCUCGACCCAUCGAUACAGAAUUGCGACGGAGACGCCAAUGCGAAGCUACCGCAAAGAGCCAUAUGGGCUCUACCUGCCGAGACCGGAAUUGGACUGAAAUCUCGCAGAAUGAGUUUGAGUUUACCUGACGAUUUUACGGUGGAUGUUGCAGAUCUCUACAGUGAAUUCCAGGAUCAGAGUAAAAUGGUCGGAAAACGCGGGAAGAGCAUUGGCAAAGGUGCAACCUCCAAGGUGAAACUAAUGUACAGAAAAGGCUUCCCUGGUGAAGUUUUCGCGGUCAAGGAAUUCCGAGGGAAGUCGUCCAACGAAAAGGCCGAGGAUUACGAGCAGAAGGUAAAGUCAGAAUACUCGAUAGCCAAGAGUGUUCACCACCCGAAUAUCGUCGAGACGUUCCGACUUUGCGUAUAUGCUGGGAAGUGGAAUCACGUCAUGGAAUACUGUGACCAAGGAGAUCUUUUCAACCUCGUCAGCCAGAAGUACCUCUCCAGACCAGAACGAUUGUCGGAUCGAUUAUGUCUCUUCAAGCAAUUGGUCCAAGGUAUCAACUAUCUUCACAGCAAUGGUAUCGCUCACCGUGAUAUCAAGCUGGAGAACUUAUUGAUUACCAAGGAAAGUAAGCUGAAGAUCACGGAUUUCGGUGUCUCCGAAGUCUUUGACGGUAUUCACCCUGGAUUGAGAGCUGCAGCUGGACAGUGUGGCAAAAACAUGGGAGAGGCUCGAUUGUGUGCUCCAGGCAUGUGUGGUAGCCCUCCUUAUGUCGCCCCAGAGGUAUUGGCGAAGCAAGGUGAAUACGACCCUCGUCCAUUGGAUGUUUGGGGAGCCGCUGUUGUGAUGCUCUGCUUAUGUGCCAAUGGAUGUUUAUGGACGGAAGCCCGUGAAGGAAGUUCACCUCUUUACGAUGACCUGGUUCGAGGAUGGACCAAGUGGAACGCCAAACACCCGGAAGGAGAAGUUCCAAAUAUUUCCGAGACAGACUAUCCACAUGUGGCAUUCUUCGAUCAGCAUAUCAACCCUCCCGCUCUUCGACGUAUCCUUCUUACCAUGUUAAAUCCUGAACCAUCCAGAAGAGCCACUAUGGCCACCAUCGCCAAAAACCGAUGGUUGAAAAAUGUCGAAUGCUGUCAGGUAGACAGCUAUGACGAUCCUACUACCACCGUGGACGCGACAAAACUGCGUUCAUGUUCGAAAAGUAUUACCAAAGUUGUCAGCCAUAAUCAUCUUCCUCCGCAACAAAACUUUGGCCAUAAAUUUGUCCGACUUCCCGGAAGUACGGAUAUGUAA
This is a messenger RNA of Hymenoscyphus albidus, 2229 nucleotides long. NCBI's taxonomy places the organism in Eukaryota, Fungi, Ascomycota, Leotiomycetes, Helotiales, Helotiaceae. The record is from the annotation of a GenBank genome assembly.